This is a messenger RNA of Aspergillus saccharolyticus JOP 1030-1, 2618 nucleotides long. Its product is annotated as Golgi transport complex subunit COG3. NCBI's taxonomy places the organism in Eukaryota, Fungi, Ascomycota, Eurotiomycetes, Eurotiales, Aspergillaceae. Gene Ontology annotation, biological process: autophagy; Golgi organization; cytoplasm to vacuole targeting by the Cvt pathway. The record is from RefSeq and is a predicted model, not a curated record. The transcript is spliced from 4 exons. The coding region runs from base 92 to 2521 and encodes 809 amino acids. Gene Ontology annotation, cellular component: membrane; COG complex; cis-Golgi network.
GGCUGCUGUUCUGACUGUUAGCUGCCUGGGAUAAAGGCUUGAUGUCAGGUACUCCCAUAAUUAUUUUUCCCUCAGCAGUUCUCCCCCGAAAAUGCGUCAACAAGCUGCGGGACAGCGAAGUCGUCGCCAGACUGCUCCAUCCGGACCACCUGUGGAUAUUAAGGCCAAAGUGAUCGACGAGCACGAGACAAUUCUAGAUGGUCUAGAAUCAGUCACAGAUAUCAAGAACGAGUUGGAGUUUGCGCAAUGGUAUACCGAUGUGGAGGACAGUCUGCUGGAAGCCAGCUACGAUGAAUAUCAAGCAUGUUUACAGGAGCUGCAAAUGUCCAAAUCCCAUCUAGACUCCUUGCUAUCGGAUACUUCAUCAACCCUCAACCUUCUCACAAGCCUUUCCAAUGACUUCAAAGCUGUUGAGUCGCAGACGUCCAAUUUCCAGAAACAAUGCGAAGGGCUCCUAUCCGCGCAAAAGCACGACUUGACACUGGCUACUCAAAUACAGGAUAACCUCCAGUACUAUGACUUUCUGGAUCCGGCUUCGAGGCGACUCAACGCUCCGGGUGCUGGAAACACAGUGCGCGGGCAAGAGUUCUCGGAUAUGCUCAGACGGCUUGACGAAUGCGUGGACUACAUGGAGGUACAUACCGAACAAAAGGAGGCCGGGGUUUACCGCUCGAGGUAUCGACUUCUGAUGACUCGAGCUCUCACUCUCAUUCGGACACACUUUGUCACCUCACUACGAGAUAUUUAUGCCGAUGCCUCUAAGAAGAUUGCCGACAAGCAACUCAAUGAGACAACAAUGUCUACCCUGCUCUAUGCAAAAUUUCGGGUCGGCGCACCGGAGCUGAAACAAAUCGGUCUCGAGAUACAGAAACGCGCCGUGCCCCCGGUGGACCCCGAUCAAGGCACAGAAGCCGAAUACCAGAGCCUUCUCAACGAGCUACACGCUAAUUAUGCUGCAACUCGUGGGAAGGUCAUGAUUCCGUUAGUCCAAAAGAAUCUUAGCGACAUCGCGCAGUCGCCUACCUCAUCGCAGGACCUUGUUGCCUUUGCGCGAGCGAGCAUCAGCUACAUCCGCGGAGUCUGUUUGGACGAAUUUGAACUGUGGGGCGAAUGGUUCCAUGGCCAGGGUGGACUUUAUGACUUCCUCGAGACCAUCUGCGAGCCGCUAUAUGAUCACCUCAGGCCUAGAAUCAUCCAUGAGGAUAAAAUAGUCAAGCUUUGCCAGCUUUGCACGUUACUGCAGACUCGAUACCUUUCGGAUCAGGAUGAAGAGUCGGACCAACCCGUCGACGCAAGCCAACUCGACUUCACUACUUUGAUUCAGCCGGCCCUUGAAGACGUUCAAACACGUCUCGUCUUCCGGGCCCAAGCUUUCCUGCGCGACGAGAUUGAGAGGUACAAGCCCCGCCCCGAAGACCUGGACUACCCAGCACGGAACCGGCAGUUCUCAAUUUCAGUCACGGAGGGCCAGAUCUCCGGCCGCAAGGUGGCUUCUGGACCCCUUGUCAACGUUCAAAAGCCGAUGAAACAAGCCGAAGAUGGCACAGACAUAGACCCCGACGCGAAGUGGGAUCUUGAGACCCCCAACGCCUUUAGCGGAUGGUAUCCCACCCUCCGUAAGGCCAUUUGGCUUCUGAGCCGUAUCUACCGACUUGUCAAUUCAACCGUCUUCGACGAUCUUGCCCACCAGAUUGUCCAUCAAACCACCCUCUCCCUCCACCACGCUAGUACUCUUAUCCCCGUCUCAACCACAGGAAGCAACCCAAGAUCCCCGACCCCAACCUCGCCAACUCGCCUCGAAACCCAUCGUCAGCUCUUUCUAAUGAGCCACCUCCUUAUUCUCAAACAACAAAUUGUCGCGUUCGACAUUGAAUACGUCGCCCCAGAAACCUCCCUCGACUUCUCUGGGUUAACGCACACCUUCUGGGAACUCCGCGAAGAACGCGGCGGCCUCUUCAAUCCGCGCAACCUUGUCCGACUCGUUGGCCACGGCCUCCUGCCUCGAGUGGUGGAGAAUAUGUUAGAUGCGAAAGUCGAACUGGAUGGCCGUCUUCGCACUGUGAUCAAUGAUUUCAUCAAUGGAUUCGCAAGCACAAUGACCGCGUCACUCCCCGCCAAAUUCGUGGCCACUCCGGCAGUCCAGAAGCAAGCGGCAGAGGAGUGGAUCUAUCCGACGUGUCGGAACAUCGAGUCCGAGGUACUGGGCUUGAGGCGCGUGCUGGGAGAGUACCUGGACGAUCUACGAAUGCGAGAGACAUUAGUCGGGGCAGUGCAAGAUCGCGUAAUCCAGAUUUAUGAAGAGUUUUGGGAGAGAUUUGUCGCCGAGGAGAGACGAAGUGGCUCGAUAGCUGGAGUGAGAGGGAAGGGCAAGGGGAAGGGACGCGAGGAUGAUGUCUGGGAUGUGGAUACGUUUGCGGAGUGGUGUGAGGGCGUCUUUCGAGUUGGAAUCUCCGGGGCCAAUAAUGACGAUGAUGCUAUUGGCAAUGGCAGGACUUCGAGUCGAACGGGGAGUCUGGGCUGAAUGCAGAACGCUGGGGUUUUGAGACUGUAAAUACUUUUGACCUUCAUUCUCGGCACAUAGUAAUUGGAAUUGUCGAUCGGCUUAUCAGGUGACCCGC